UUUGGUUUCUUCUGUCUACUGUUUCCUCAUUGACAUUGAUGAGUCGCACGAGUGAACGAGUUGCUGAUUCAAAUGGGGUAGGCUAGAAAGUGAGACUGGCAAUUAAGCAAAGUCCUCCUAUUAAAAGCGUUUAAAAACCAGAGAACUGAAAUAAUGGAGAGAGCUGUAAUGAUUCCGCUGAAGCUUCUUGUCCUUUUGAUACUUGUAUGCGUUACAGCACCACCGGCCAUGGCUGCAUCUUUGGCAAACCCAGUAUGCCAAGACAAGUGCGGUGAUGUUAACUUCUACUUCCCGUUUGGAGUCGGAGAAGGUUGUUACAUGAACAAGAGCUUUGAGGUUGUUUGCAACGACUCUUUUACACCUCCAAAGCCUUUCUUAAAGAGCAUCAACAUGGAACUUCUGGCACUUGUAUCAAGCAGUGACGCAGUUCUAGUUAACAAUCCAGUAAUUCAUUCCGAUUGCGGUGACAAAGUCUCUACAAAUAGAGGAGUUAACAUGUCAGGCACUGGUUUUGUCUAUUCAAAUGAGGCGAAUAGAUUCACAGCCACGGGUUGCGACAAUUAUGCCAUGCUUGUUCAGGAUGGUGAAACAGUUGGAGGGUGCUUGUCUAUUUGCCGCAAUGAUAGUAAUACAAGGGGGUGUUAUGGUCUCAACUGUUGCCAGGCUACUAUUCCUCCCAAUAUCCAGUCUUUUGAAGCUAAUAUGACAGACCUUAGUGGUGAGAUUGAUUGCAUCGGUCGUAAGUCCGCCUUCAUGGUUCACCAAGAUUUGUUCGAAUUAAGAAGCCUUGAUGAAAUGCUUCAAAUGGAUCAUGUUCCUGCACGGAUAGAAUGGGCAAAGUUUAAAGGGAAUUGCGAUCUAAGCGAAACUAUAACCCCAUACAUCAACUGUACUUCAGACUCCAAGUAUUGUUGGGCACAGAUAAACACAAGGCAAUUGUGUAUUUGUAGAAAUUGUCAAGAUGACAGCAAAUGCACAGAUGGAAGGAACUAUAACUGUGAUCUGUUUUGUAUGCAUACUCCGGGAGGCUACGACUGCCCCUGUCCGACUGAGAAUUAUGAAAAUAUUUCCAAUAUUUGUUACCCAUCACAUCUCUUUUCAAACCAGAAAUCCCACUCCAAGUUCAUUAUCAUAGGCUGCGCAUCAGGUCUUGGAUUUUUGCUCCUCCUAAUUGGUUUAUGGUUGUUGUACAAGUUAAUGAAGAGAAGACAGGCAAUGAAACUCAAGCAAAAAUUUUUCAAAAGGAACGGUGGGUUGUUAUUACAACAACAACUCUCCUCUGAGGGAAACAAUGUUGAGCAAACAAAACUAUUUGCUUGCAACGAAUUGGAGAAUGCAACUGACCACUAUCAUGAGAAUCGAAUCCUUGGUCAAGGAGGUCAAGGAACAGUAUACAAAGGAAUGUUGACAGAUGGGAGAGUUGUUGCUAUUAAGAAAUCCAAAGUAGUAGAUGAAGAUAAGCUUGAGCAAUUCAUCAACGAGGUGCUAAUUUUAUCACAAAUUAACCAUAGAAAUGUGGUCAAGCUACUUGGAUGUUGUUUGGAGACAGAAGUUCCUCUACUUGUUUAUGAGUUCAUCCCUAAUGGAACACUCUUCCAAUAUAUACAUAAUCAAAAUGAAGAGCUUCCACUUACAUGGGAAAUGCGUUUGCGCAUUGCCACAGAAGUUGCAGGUGCUCUAUCCUAUUUGCAUUCAGCAGCCUCCUUGCCUAUUUAUCAUAGAGAUAUAAAGUCAUCCAAUAUUCUUUUGGAUGAUAAGUUUAGAGCGAAAGUGGCAGACUUUGGCACCUCAAAAUCAAUUUCAAUUGAUCAAACACAUGUGACCACUCGAGUACAAGGAACUUUUGGAUACUUGGAUCCAGAGUACUUCCAAUCAAGCCAAUUUACAGAGAAAAGUGAUGUUUAUAGCUUUGGAGUAGUUAUUGUUGAGCUUUUAACUGGACAAAAACCAAUCAAUCCACUGCGAUCUGUUGAAGCGAGAAGUCUAGCUACAUAUUUUCUAGAUUCAAUGGAAGCAAAUCGUUUGUUUGAAAUUGUUGAUGUUCGAGUUCUCAAGGAAGGUGGGAAAAAAGAAAUAAUUGCAGUUGCUAAGCUGGCAAAAAGAUGUUUGGACUUGAGCGGUAAGAAGAGACCUACCAUGAAGACUGUGGCAAUGGAGUUAGAGGGAAUUAGAGCCUCUCAAGGAUUUUCUUUAACAAUUGAACAGGAUCAUGAAGAGGUUGAUUGUUCUGUUGGCAACUAUACUGGGCCAUGGGAUGUUGAUUCAUCGUCAACUGGAUCACUUAAUAGUGGUAUCCCUGGCCAUUGAGAUGUGCAACCAAAAAUUUCUAGUAACUAGUUGCCAUAAACACUCUGCCAUUAGGCUCAUUUUUCACUGUUUCUUGAAGUGAAGUUCUAUUUAUUUA
Molecule: messenger RNA, 2404 nt
Organism: Manihot esculenta (cassava)
Lineage: Eukaryota; Viridiplantae; Streptophyta; Magnoliopsida; Malpighiales; Euphorbiaceae
Product: wall-associated receptor kinase-like 22
Exons: 3
Coding region: 154-2307 (717 amino acids)
Biological process (GO): protein phosphorylation; cell surface receptor signaling pathway
Cellular component (GO): plasma membrane
Molecular function (GO): ATP binding; protein serine/threonine kinase activity
Source: RefSeq, a predicted model, not a curated record